AUACAAAUAAAAAAGUAGUAAAGCAAACACAAAACCAUGCUCAUGAUUUUAACACGGCAGCCCAUUAUUCACUAACUCAGAAAGCAUUGAUUGCUAGUGCUUCUGUAUAUAUAUAAGCUGAAUAUAUAGUUUCUGAAAAUCUAAAUCCCCUCAAAGGAGGCCAAUACUAGACACUGCACAACAUGAAGGCUUUACUUAGAUGUAAAAUGGAUAUGGAGAAGCAUAAUCCAUACAUAGCAAUGAUCUUCAUACAGUUUGUGUAUGCAGGCAUGGCUUUGUUGUCCAAAGCAGCAGUGAAUGAAGGAACAAAACCCUCUGUGUUCGUCGCUUAUCGACAAGGAUUCGCGGCACUUGCCCUAGCUCCAUUUGCUUUCUUCCUUGAAAGUAAUAAAACUGCUCCCCUGUCAUGCUACUUGCUCUGCAAGAUCUUUUUUGUUUCUUUAUGUGGGAUCACUAUGGCUUUGAAUCUCUACUAUUAUGCAAUAACAUACAUCUCUGCAACAUUUGCCACAGCCAUGACCAACACAAUUCCUGCAACGGUCUUUGUCAUGGCUGUUGCCUUAAGGAUGGAGAGAGUUUCCAUGAAGCAAUGGGAUGGGAUAACGAAAGUGUUGGGUUGUGCGGUAGGUCUUUCGGGGGCUAUGGUGUAUACUUUUUUCAAGGGGCCUCCAAUUUAUUCAAGUAUGCAUAAGGAAGUUUCAAAGGAAUCAACAAAGUAUAUUUCCAAAGAGGAUUGGAUAAAAGGUGCUCUUUUCAUGCUUGCAGCCAACAUAGCUUGGUCUUUGUGGCUUAUUAUGCAGGGUUCUAUUGUGAAGCAAUAUCCGGCGAAAAUACGUUUUACGACACUACAAUGCUUCUUCAGCUGCAUAUCAUCAGCAAUUUGGGCUGUUGUGGUAGAUAGGAACUUGUCAUCAUGGAAGCUUGGAUGGGACAUUAAUCUUUUAUCUGUGCUCUAUUGUGGUAUAAUAGUGACAGGAAUUACUUACUGGUUGCAAGUUUGGGCUGUGGAGAAGAAAGGCCCUGUAUUUACAGCAAUGUUCAGCCCAUUAGCACUUAUUUUGACUGCCUUCUUCUCAGCAAUAUUCUUUCAGGAGACCCUUCACUGGGGAAGUUUUGGGUUUUCAUUUUUGUGGCAGUGUUUGUGGUGCUGUAUUGCUGGUGGGAGGUCUCUACAGCUUUUUGUGGGGGAAGAACAAAGAAGAAGGAGAAAGGGAAAAAGAUGAAAAAUCACAAGAAACCAAAGAGGAAACAGUAGAGGAGAUGGAGAGCAUCAACAUUCAAAAGUGACUUUGAUUGGUUGGCGUUUUGGAAAUUCAUUUGGUUGUUGAGAAAUGUCAGUCACCAUCUAUUUUAUAAAUUUAAAUUGAUAAAGAGAAUGUAAUUUAAAUAUUUAUAUUCUUUUGAAUGGCUUGCCCAAAUUUCAUUGCGACACGUUUAUCGAUUAUAUAUAAAUUUUUAUGUAUAUAAGAGUAACAGUAAAAUCUAAAAU
Messenger RNA from Cornus florida, 1489 nucleotides. RefSeq names its product WAT1-related protein At1g43650-like. Gene Ontology annotation, cellular component: plasma membrane. The record is from RefSeq and is a predicted model, not a curated record. The transcript is spliced from 7 exons. Gene Ontology annotation, molecular function: transmembrane transporter activity. The coding region runs from base 183 to 1223 and encodes 346 amino acids. Lineage: Eukaryota; Viridiplantae; Streptophyta; Magnoliopsida; Cornales; Cornaceae.